AGGCCAUCAAGCCAUUUCCGACGCUGCCAAGAUAGUGGAUGGCGUCGAUAAAAUGAUCACCAAAUACAGCUCCCAACCAUCAGAGGCACUCCAGAACACCAGCAAGAAGACCGCUAUAACGAACUCUUUGUGGGCAGACUUAAAGGGCAAAGGCAAGACAAGCAGGCUGAUGGAGGCGGAAAUGAUUUCAGGACAGGCAGAAGGUCAGUUGCUUCAAAUCCUCUUGAAGCUCAGUGGUGGAAAACAUGUUCUGGACAUUGGCACUUUCACAGGGUACUCCUCUCUUGCUAUGGCGGAGGUUCUGCCAGAAGAUGGCACUGUGGUGACGCUUGAAAGGGAGAAAGAGGCAGCAGAAAUAGCCAAGUCCAAUUGGUCUUUGUCCCCUCACUCUUUCAAGAUUGAGUCUCGGGUUGGUGAGGCACAUGACUUGCUCGAACAGUUGGCUUCCGAACGGAAAAGUUUCGACCUUGUUUUCCUUGAUAUUGACAAGCCGGGUUAUUUUGCCCUCUAUCAGAUGCUUAUGGACACGAACUUGCUAAAGGUAGAGAGCCUCCUGGUCGUGGACAACGUCAUGUACAAGGGUGAGGAGUUGUCUGGGAAGGAUCUCAGCUUGAAUGGCUUGGGCGCUCAAGCAUUGAACCAGGGCCUUUUGGAUGACCACCGCGUGCAUCAGGUGAUGCUUCCUCUCAGAGAUGGAGUGACCCUUGUGUACCGGCAAUGCUGAGGCAACUGAACGCCCAAUGUACAGUGUCAUCCCUAACCUUCUGUUUGUGUAGGAUGCAGUCGCCUAAAACGUUAUUUGUAUACCACACUCCAACGCCUUGUUCCCCACAUUGACGUGUGGGGUUUUUAUUUUUAGUUCUGUAUCCGCCGCCUCCUCCUCCUCCUCGCCCGCCCGUCCUCCUCCUCACUCACCUCACUCAC
Messenger RNA from Cladocopium goreaui, 924 nucleotides. The record is from the annotation of a GenBank genome assembly. NCBI's taxonomy places the organism in Eukaryota, Dinophyceae, Suessiales, Symbiodiniaceae.